Messenger RNA from Bubalus bubalis (water buffalo), 2669 nucleotides. It is a transcript of the gene MAPRE1, whose product is annotated as microtubule associated protein RP/EB family member 1. Gene Ontology annotation, biological process: spindle assembly; regulation of microtubule polymerization or depolymerization; protein localization to microtubule plus-end. The transcript is spliced from 8 exons. The record is from RefSeq and is a predicted model, not a curated record. Gene Ontology annotation, molecular function: microtubule plus-end binding. The coding region runs from base 130 to 1017 and encodes 295 amino acids. Lineage: Eukaryota; Metazoa; Chordata; Mammalia; Artiodactyla; Bovidae. Gene Ontology annotation, cellular component: spindle midzone; cytoplasmic microtubule; microtubule organizing center.
GCGCGUAAGGGGGUGGUGCGUGUGAGGUCAUCGCGCGGGCGGGCGGGCGGGGUCAGGCGGUUUGAACGAGACGAAGACGGAACCGGAGCCGGGUACGGGCGGCGGACGCGGUGCAACCGAGAGCCGAAGAUGGCAGUGAACGUGUACUCAACGUCGGUCACCAGUGAUAACCUCAGUCGACAUGACAUGCUGGCCUGGAUCAAUGAGUCUCUGCAGUUGAAUCUGACAAAGAUCGAACAGUUGUGCUCAGGGGCUGCCUAUUGUCAGUUUAUGGACAUGUUGUUCCCUGGCUCCAUUGCCUUGAAGAAAGUGAAAUUCCAAGCUAAGCUAGAACAUGAAUACAUCCAGAACUUCAAAAUACUACAAGCAGGUUUUAAGAGGAUGGGUGUUGACAAAAUAAUUCCUGUGGACAAAUUAGUAAAAGGAAAGUUUCAGGACAAUUUUGAAUUUGUUCAGUGGUUCAAGAAGUUUUUUGAUGCAAACUAUGAUGGAAAAGAGUAUGACCCUGUGGCUGCCAGACAAGGUCAAGAAACUGCGGUGGCCCCCUCCCUUGUUGCUCCCGCUCUGAACAAACCGAAGAAACCUCUCAGCUCUAGCAGUGCAGAUGAUAGUCCCGUCCACCCCAGCGGAAAAAAGACCACACCAAAAGACUUAUUGCCAGCACGAAAGAUCAUGGCUAAAAUUGCUCCACAGAGGCCCAUUACAACACACAGAACUACUGCAACCCCUAAGGCUGGCCCGGGUGUGGUGCGGAAGAAUCCCGGUGUAGGGAAUGGAGAUGACGAAGCAGCUGAAUUGAUGCAGCAGGUCAAUGUAUUGAAGCUGACUGUGGAAGACUUGGAGAAGGAGAGAGACUUCUAUUUUGGAAAGCUGAGGAACAUUGAGUUGAUUUGCCAGGAGAACGAGGGGGAGAACAACCCUGUGCUGCAGAGGAUCGUGGACAUUCUCUACGCCACAGACGAAGGCUUCGUGAUACCUGAUGAAGGGGGCCCACAGGAGGAACAGGAAGAGUAUUAAUAGCCUGGACCAGCCAAGCAACAUCUGAAUUCUUCACUCCAAAUCAUGUGCUUAACUGUAAAAUACUCCCUUUUAUUAUUCUUAGAGGACUCACUGGUUUCUUUUCAUAAGCAAAAGUACCUCUUCUAAAAGUGCACUUUGCAGAAGUUUCACUCCUUUUCCAAUAAGUUUGAGUUAGGAGCGUUUACCUUGUAGCAGAGCAGUAUUAACAUCUAGUUGUUCACCCAGGGAACAAAGAGGCUGACCAUGGGGCUCACUUUGUGGAUGCUGGUAGCACUGAUAGCUGGAGAAGGUGGAGACCUCAGUAGAGAAAUGUAAAGACUGAUUUGAAUUUUAAGUUAAUGUGAAAUCUUGGCAGAGAACGUUUUAAUAAAUAAAUGCCUUAAGAGUAUUUAAAAGAUGCUUCCAUAUUUCAAAAUAUAAAAUGUGUGUUUGACAUUGUGUCUGGGAAGGAAGGGCUGGAACCUGGAGCCUUUGGGACCUGCUGUUCCCAGCCUUCGCAGGACUGCUUGAUCCUCAUAAGCCCAGACGUUGGCCCAAAAGCAAAAUUUGAAAAGUUAUUUCGUAAGCCAUUUUGAUGUCCUUAACCAAUAGCAUGCCUGCUAAGAAGCAAGAGGCACUGUUGCCUGGAUGAAUAGAGGGUGUGUUUCAGGCCUGAGAGGUCUGAGUCAAAGAGCUUGAUUUUCAUUGAGCAUUUCUCUGGUGAUUUUUCCAGUUAUCCCUGAUAAUUCUGUGUACUGUGUGUGUUUUUUUUUUUUUUUUUUUGAAAUGAGGUGUGUCCAGUUUUUAAACCUAACAACUGCUUUUGGGGACUUGCCCACAUCUCUGGGAUUUGAAUGGGGGCUGUGUCCCAUUUUACUGUCUUUUAAGUUUACAUUUAACACGUUCCUCUUCUCUGCUCCCCUUGCCCACUGGGGACUCCUCUUUGGCUCCUUAAAAUUUGCUGCUUAGAGUGGAAGUUCAGCAGGCAGGUGAUCAUACUGCAAGUUCUUUUUGGACCUCUGGCAAAGGGAGUGAUCAGUGAAGGCCACCACUCCCUUGGGAUCUGCAAGGCCGGGUGUUUUCGGUACCUGCUGUCCACAGCCCUCCACUGUUAUCGGAAUACUUUGCCAGUGCACUAAUCUCUUUGGAGAUAAAAAUGUUAGCGUGUUACUAAAUGUUAAUUUUCUUUUGCAGAAAAUAUAGUACCAUGUCUGAAUUAAUUAUUAAUAUUUAAAAUAUUUCAUUCCUUAGCUCUCUCAUUUGCUUUGCUCACAGCCGACUCAUUUCCUUUGUUUGGCAGAAUUCUGCAACGUGUGUGUCACCCACUACUGAGAUUGUUCAGCCCCUGAUGUAUUUGUAUUGAUUUGUUUCUGGUGGUAGCUUGUCCUGAAAUGUGUGUAGCAAGCAGGUAUUUUAUGAUAAAAUUGUUGUGUAGUGCAUGCUCUGUGUGGAAUUCAGAGGAAAACCCAGAUUCAGUGAUUAACAAUGCCAAAAAAUGCAAGUAACUAGCCAUUGUUCAAACAACAGUGGUGCUGUUUCUCUUUUGUGGCCUUUUAGACUUCUGUUGCCCUAAAAUUCCAUUUUGUUGGGAACCCAUUUUCCACCUGGUCUUUCUUGACAGGGUUUUUUUCUACUUUUAAACAGUUUCUAAAUAAAAUUCUGUAUUUCAA